AUUAAGAGGGCCAAGGAACGUAACUGUUGGCACUCCCAACCCAGAAAAGACUAAAUUCGCUAAAUAGAUCGAAUCCGCAUUUCAUCUGAAUUAAAAAGCGUUGCUUCACAGAUGUUGGAGCUCGGUCAGUCUGAACGGCGUUGAAACCUAUGAUGCUGGCCCCUGAUUUGGAGUCACGUGUACCGGAUUUAAAAUCAUCCUGGUCCGUUCAAAAGAAGACGCCUUAACCCCUCUUGGCUAGUGUGGCUGUGGGGUGCAGGGAUUAUAGCCGCGAGUUGCACUAGUCCAUUCAUUCAUUGUGGAUAGAUCCAGAACUGCGGCGGUCGUUGAGUGAUUCCAAAAAGACGAACUGUUGGCUUAAGGUUGCAAAUGUUGCUCUGCAACUUCGCCUCCCAGCAACUUGGUUUUAUACAACCAAACUCACUAGUUGCACCACACCACGGAUUUUAGUCUUCGUUCUUUUGUUCUUCGAGAUGGUCGGGAAGGUCAGCGAGCGCGUCCUCCUUCGGGAAGGACUCGAGCGAACCGAUAAUGGCAUGAAACAGACAAAUUGGCCCGAUGUCGCUCCCAUUAAUCAGAAGAACUACUAUACUGAUUAUAUGAAGCGCGAUGAUCAGAUCUUAUCUCUGCGACUGCAAGGAGAGGCGAAUCGUGACCGGCUUGUUCAGACAGCAAAAGACCGCGACCGAGCACUCAACACCACCAAUGGGGAGGUCCCCCUUCCUAUUGUGGAAGACCAGGUAGAAGAUGGCGCUGCCCCUUCAACCUUCGCCGAUCCAUCCAAAAUAAUAGUAAUACAUCCGGGGAGCCAGAACUUGCGGAUUGGGUUUGCGAGUGAUGCGCUUCCUAAGACGAUACCCAUGGCACUGGCCACCAAGUUUUCCCAGACCGAAGCCGAGAUGUAUGAAGCAUUACCGAGGCGGCAGUUCGAAGCCAAGACUGUUGAUCAGGAAUAUGGCGAGGAGUGGUCAAAAAAGUACCAGAAGAUGUGCAACGAGCUGAAGAUCGACAUGCGCGCCAAUAAGCGGAAAGUCCUCCCCAAUUCCAAAGAGUUGGUCGUCAACUACAACCGCCGUACCGAGCCCGAGGUCAUUCCUCAGCACAAUGAUCCGCUCCAGAUUGAGUGGACGGACAUCGAGACUCUAGAGGAUCCGGAUUCUGCGGCGUCUUGCUUCAUUGGCCAGCAGGCACAGCGCGUCCCCGACGACUCGGACCCAAAAUUCAAGCUCUGGUGGCCGAUACAACAAGGUUGGCUGAACGAGGACGACUACGCCACGACAGAACAUCUCUAUGACGAUUUCGAGACGCUUCUGGACAAGGCCAUUCGCCAAGAGCUUGGCCUGACCCGCAACAGCCAGUGGAAGCAAUACAGUUGCGUCUUUGUCAUCCCUGACCUGUACGACAAGAAAUAUGUUGAACAGGUGCUGAAGUCCUGCAUGACCUGGUUUGAGUUCAAUAGGAUAUGCUUCAUCCAGGAGAGCAUGGCUGCGACAUUCGGUGCUGGUUACACGCAAGCCUGCGUCGUCGACGUCGGUGCCCAGAAGACGUCGAUUACGUGCGUAGAGGACGGCCUCUGCGUGGAGGAUUCGCGCAUCAACCUGAAGUAUGGCGGCUACGACGUGACGGAAGCCUUCAUGAAGAUGAUGCUAUACGACAACUUUCCUUACCAAGACAUCAACCUGCGGCGCCGAUAUGAUUUCCUCCUGGCCGAGGAGCUGAAAGCUAAGCACUGCACUCUCUCGCAGGCGGAUAUCUCUGUCCAGCUGUACCAAUUCCACCUACGAGCGCCGAAUCAGCCCACCCGCAAGUAUCAGUUCAAGACCUACGAUGAAGUCAUACUUGCGCCUAUGGGCUUUUAUGACCCGGCGAUUUUCGACAACAGCACCAAGUUGCGGGGACGGCGGAAGCUGAUCGACCGCUCAUACAACGCCUACGAUGUCGAUGUCCCGGAUGAUCCCACCUCCUCAGCUCAGACUGGCAUAUUGGCGCUCAUCCAACCCUCGGUUGGGUCGAUCGCGUCUAGCGGUCCUCCUCCCAAUGAAGUCUCGACACCGAGCAAGGAGAGACCGCAGCCGUUUAACAUGCUGUCUCGCGGUGACAUCAACGGCACGCCGACGACAUCGAACGCCGCGUCUCCGGCGCCCGAGGGUGCCAACACGCCUGUUCCGGCCCCCUAUCUUUUCGGUGGGAAGGACAUGACGAACGGCGGGAGUCCGGCCCCGAGUGGGCGAAACGGCGGGACUCCAGCACCCCCCAACGGUCCCGUAGCCAAUGGCGGCGGUCCCAACGGGCAGCCGUCCUCACAGCCGCCGCCGCCGGGCAUGUUCGUCGAUAGCUACCAGCGCUCGGCGAAGUCGAUCGCCAUCGAGCGCGACGCGGUGCUGCCCGUGGCGCCGCUGGACAUUGCCAUCCUGACGAGCAUCCAGAACGCGGCCAAGGGCGAGGAGAAGAAGGUGCGGGACCUGCUGGGGAGCAUCAUGGUGAUCGGUGGAGGGGCCAAGCUGCGGCACUUCGCCCCCUUCCUCGAGGAGAAGCUCAAGGCGCGCCGCCCCGACCUGUUCGACCGCAUCCUCGUCAGUCGCAGCGCCCGCGACAUGGACGAGCAGGUGGUGGUGUGGAAGGGCGCGAGCGUGUUCGCCAAGCUGCCCACCAACGACUCGUGGAUCACGGGCCACGAGUUCGAGAGGCUCGGCUCGCGGGCCAUCUACCACAAGGCUUUGUGGCAGUAUUGAGCCCAUCGAACCGGGGUUGCUUUGGGGGACAUCGGUAGGAUAGGGUCGGUUUGGAGUUGGGGGUGGAUUAUGCCAUGUCUUGGGGGGAGGGGUGGUUCAAUGCUUCCGUUGGCGUUCAGAUGGGAACACAUAAAUCGAUCAGUAUCAGAACUUUAUGCAUGUUAGAUUUAAUUUAUGGGAUACGAAAAGGGGGUUAUCAAGUUUUCCUACAACGUCCGGGUCUGUAACUUCAAUAAGACAAAGUAAAAAAAAGAUCGGCCUUCCCCCCCCGCCAUCAGUUCACAACGCAGCCGUCCGUCAAACCAAGCAGGCGGCCCGCGCAGCGAGGUACCUGGCCGGGAAUCUCGACGACCCGCCCGACAUCCCAGCCCGGCACGUCGGCGAAGUACCCGCGCUGGUUCGCGUAGACCCUCUUCCCGGUCCGCCAAUCCCGAAAGUCGCAGUUGAAGUGCGUGUGGCCGAAGGCCCACAG
Phialemonium atrogriseum is the source of this 3204-nucleotide messenger RNA. RefSeq names its product actin-like ATPase domain-containing protein. Gene Ontology annotation, cellular component: Ino80 complex. Gene Ontology annotation, biological process: double-strand break repair; regulation of DNA-templated transcription. Bases 474 to 2732 code for a protein of 752 amino acids. The record is from RefSeq and is a predicted model, not a curated record. NCBI's taxonomy places the organism in Eukaryota, Fungi, Ascomycota, Sordariomycetes, Cephalothecales, Cephalothecaceae. The transcript is spliced from 3 exons.